Messenger RNA from Chiloscyllium plagiosum (whitespotted bambooshark), 1143 nucleotides. The record is from RefSeq and is a predicted model, not a curated record. Lineage: Eukaryota; Metazoa; Chordata; Chondrichthyes; Orectolobiformes; Hemiscylliidae.
UAGGAGUGCUGUGCUGCUGGAUUGGCACUUUAACUACAAAGAUCCUAUGUAUGGGACACAGUGAUAAAUCAAAUGUGGCUGCUGUACAUCAGAAGCCUCAUUUGUGUAUAUUCGGUGAUUAAUCGCCACAAGAAAUAAAAUGAAAAAGUAAAACUUAUGGGCCAUCAAAAACAGUUUCCACUCAGACAUCUCUGUCCAGUAUGACACAAUUGAGAGAGCAUUCAAGCAAACUACGGAUCAAGAUGAAGACUGUUUUAUUCAUCCUGCUUAUGAGUUACUUCUUUAUUCCAUCAGUUGUCCCCUUGCAAUGCUACAGCUGCACUAAUGCUCAAAGCAAUGAAAUCUGCAACCAGAACUCACCGGUAAAUUGCACAGGUAGUCAGGACAGAUGCAUGGUAUCCAAGGUCAGCGCAACUAUACUGGGAAAAGAAGUAACUACUUUGACAAAGGGCUGCAUUGAAAAUUCGAAGUGUACUGGAACCGUCAGUGUCGUAAUCGUCAGUGCUGGGACUAACUGCUGUGAUAAGGACCUAUGCAAUGUGAAUGGUUCAGUUACUUUCCAUGAAAACAAAUUGAUGCUUACAGCUUGUGCAAGUCUCAUUUGGCUAAUCCUCAAGCUGAUAAACUAGUUUGGGCUUUUAACAUGUAGAAUGCAGCUUUUGCUUACACUGAUCUAAUUACAAACCAGCUUACUAAUUUUACUUAGAACAAAAAUCCACGAACAAAAGUUAGCUGAUGCAUUUUGAAGUUUCUAACUUUGCAUUCAUGCCAUGAUUUACUAUAGUGAUCCCAUAUUGAUCAAAAUGCAAUCAAAUGAUACCACAUGCUUACUAUCCUGUCACUCAAAAAAUAGGCAAACCAAAUUAAUAAAAUAACUUAAAGAUACUUAAGUAUCAAAUGAACACUUACCGACUUCAUGAACAAUGUAACCAAUGAUUAUGGCCAAUUUUACUCCAUUUGCAACUAUUCCAUAAGAUUAAAGCAAAACUGUUCCAUAGGAUUAAUGUGACCUCCAUUAAUGUGACCUCCAUAGCAUAGAGAUAAAAUUGCUAAAAGUAGUUGUACAACAAUAACAAAAAGGGUAGCACAGUGGCCAGCACUGUUGCCUCACAGCACCAAGGACCUGGGUUUGAUUCCACCUUU